AUGAAUCGAGUACAGAUCGUACAGAUCAACUUGCAUCAGAGUAAGGCAGCUUCGGCGACAUUAGCGAAGCUUCUAGCUGGAAUGCAGACAGUAAUAGCAUUGAUCCAAAAACCUUGGAUAUUCAACAAUGCUAUUAAGGGACUGACUGGUUGUGGCAAGUUCAGCGGGGGAGAUCUAACUGCGGCUCAAGUGAGGUUAAACCUAGAACAAGGCAGGGGCAUGGAUAUAAUAGUAGGGUUGGCUUACAUGCCCCAUGACUCAACAGAGCCACACCCACCGGAUGAAGUAAGGGAGCUGUGCAACCAUGUGAAAAGGAGGAGGCUUCAACUACUGUUGGGCUUUGAUGCAAACUCCCAUCAUGCUGCAUGGGAGAGCACCGGUUGCAACGGCAGGGGAGAGAGCUUCCAAGAGUUCAUCAUGAGGGCAGGGCUCCAUAUUUUAAACAGGGGGACAGAACCAACUUUCGUUGACCGUAGGCGACAGAAAGUACUAGACAUAACUCUGGUAACGGAUGAUGUAGCUAGCUUGGUUGGAGACUGGAGAGUCUCAAAGGACCUCUCGGCCCCGGAUCACAGAACCAUAAGAAUCUUCGUUCUUUUUGAGGAACCGAUUGAUCUGGCACUUAGGCUGAGGCCGAUUUCUCUCAGGUUUGGCAGCAAGAAGCAACUGGAGGAGGCCUCUAAGCUCUUACACCGGGUGAUAAUUGACUCAUAUGAGGAAAACUGUAAGUUGUUGCCCAGAAGGCGGAAGACUGAGAUACCCUCGUGGUCCGAAGAUGAACUUGGGGGACUCAGGAAUGAAACCAGAAAGGCUUUCAACAAGGCGAAGAAUGCGAGGAAAGGUCCCCGUAAGGAAGCAGCCUGGACGACUUACAGGGGACUUCUCGCAAAGUACAACAAAGCAAUAAAAGCCGCCAAAGACAGGUGCUGGAGGGCUUCCACGAGCGGCAUUGAGAGCCAAUCAGAGACUGCCAGGCUGGAGAAAAUCCUUGGUAUAAACAAGACCACAUAUCUAGGGAGUCUACAAGCACCGGAUGGGAGCAAUACGGAGACAAUAGAGGAAACAUUGAAACUCCUAAUGGAAACACACUUUCCGGGAUUCACCGAAUCCUGA
Molecule: messenger RNA, 1113 nt
Organism: Diachasma alloeum
Lineage: Eukaryota; Metazoa; Arthropoda; Insecta; Hymenoptera; Braconidae
Exons: 3
Coding region: 1-1113 (370 amino acids)
Molecular function (GO): catalytic activity
Source: RefSeq, a predicted model, not a curated record